GCGAGUUUACGCAUUCAUUAUCGCUCCGCUCCGGAGUUCCCGUGUCUUCCUCCUACACCACCACCACCACCUACUUCUCAUCUUCACCACCGCCACAAUCAUCAUCAUCCUACUCCCCCCCCCUACACCCCACGAUAUCAAGACGAGGGGAGAGUACGUGCUUGGGCAGCCGUAGCAGCAGCAGCAUGGCCGGGCAGUUGCAAGGGGUUCAAGUCCCGGACGAUUCUGCGUUCAUCUCGUUCCGCGCGCAGUGCGACUCUGACUCGGGCUGGCUGCAGUGCUACAGCCGCAGCGGGGUCACGGUGUGGUGCCAGCCCCCCGCAGAGGGACAGUCCGUGCAGAAACUCAAGAUGCGCCUCGUGUGCAAGGACGUGCAGGCGGACACCAUGUGCGACGUGCUGCACGACGCCGCCUACCGCCACAAGUGGGACGCGAACGUCAUCCAGACGCACGACAUCGGGCGUCUCACCGCCAACGCCGACGUCGGAUACUACGCCUGGAAGUGCCCGAAGCCACUGAAAAACAGAGACUUUGUCACCUUGAGGUCCUGGCUUCCCCUGGAGAACGAUUACCUCAUCAUCAACCACUCGGUCAAGCACCCGAAAUUUCCGCCGAAGAAGGAUUUUGUCCGAGCGGUGUCCAUCCUCACAGGCUACCUGGUGCGGUCUCACGGGAACAACGGCUGCACCCUCAUCUACCUGACCCAGCUUGACCCCAAGGGCUCUUUGCCGAAGUGGGUGGUGAACCGGGCUUCUCAGAUGCUGGCUCCGAAGGCAAUGAAGCGGAUCCACAAGGCGUGCGUCAAGUACCCGGCGUGGAAGCGCCGCCACGAGCCGCAGCACAAGCCGUGGCUCUACCCGGAGCAGAGCAACCUCCCGUCGGUGCGGCUCGCCGAGCUGGCGCUGCAGCGCUGCGACUCGCUGGAGCACAUCGACGAGAGCGCGCUGGCGGAGGCGUGCGACGACCACGCAGAGCUCAGCGAGGACGACGACAACGCUAACUGAGCGGCGUGAGCCCAGUCCCGACGCUCUUCUCCUCCUCCUCACUCCCUCC
Messenger RNA from Lethenteron reissneri (Far Eastern brook lamprey), 1053 nucleotides. Its product is annotated as START domain-containing protein 10-like. The record is from RefSeq and is a predicted model, not a curated record. Lineage: Eukaryota; Metazoa; Chordata; Hyperoartia; Petromyzontiformes; Petromyzontidae. Gene Ontology annotation, molecular function: lipid binding.